AUGCCCGUCGUCUCUGUGCUUUACAAGGGAGCCAUCAUCAUCAGCAGGACGCUCAUGGGACCGUACGGGAUGGAUCGAACCGUGCACUGCUUCGAUUUCUACGACUGUGCAAAUGGGCUGGGUAUUAAGGUAAUUGGUGGCAUCAAGGAACUCACUGGAGAAGAAUAUGGAGUUUAUGUCAAGAGGAUCCUUCCAGGGGGUGUCGCUUACGCGGACGGGCGCCUGCAGCCAGGAGACCAGAUCCUGGAGGUCAACGGAGAUUCCCUAAUUGGGGUUACAAGCGAGAGGGCCGUGGACAUCUUGAGGACAGCGUCGGCCACCAGCCACAUGCGCCUUCUUAUAGCCCGCGAUGACGACGCCAGGAGAGAGUUCUCUGAACUGCUGGAGAAGUUCGGCUCCCAGAGCAACACGGGCUCAGCACGGAGCUCGCCGGUCCUGCACGGCGGCAGUCGGUACCUGGAAAGUACAUCCUCGGGCUCCUCCUCGCGCUCUCAGAGCCCGCUGCUGCUGAGCCCUGCCAAUUCCCACGGCCCCUUCGUCGGGAACCCGGCGCACCCCCCUCACGCACACUACUCCAUUGAAUCAGGAAUCCAGAGCAUUUCUAUAGCAAAAUCCUCCGGCUUAGGGCUGACGAUCAGCGGUGGAUCUAACAGGCCUGAUGGCCCCAUGAUUUAUGUUCAAGAGCUUAUGCCAGAUGGUGACUGUUACAAGGAUGGUCGGCUCCGACCUGGUGACCAACUAAUCGCUAUCAAUAAAGAUUCUUUGGUGGGCAGCACACAUGAAGAGGCCAGAAAAAUAAUUGCAAAAGCCAAAUUAAGAAUAGACAUGAAAAUAAUUUUCCCGUGCCUUCUUUGUCACCGGACAUCUGCCCACCAGAGCUUACAGUCUCAGGUUCUGCAGUAUCUUGGUCUGGACGUGACCGAGGAGAAGAAGAGGCAGCUACGGCAAAGCUUGACCACGGACUCGCAGGGGACGGUGGCCUACGGAGACCUUCUCCAAGCACUCAGGGAUCUGAUGCAGGAGGAGCUGGACGAAGCUGGUCUGGAUUCCAGCUCCAUGCUCUUCACCCAGCACGAAGUGGCCAGUUUGCUGGAUACAUCGGCUUUUCACUCUCCGACCUUCGACUCGCUCAGCUGUAAUGGCAACGAGGAGCUGGAGCAGCUGCAGCUGGAGAUGAUGGAUCUGCGGCAAGAAGUCCGAAGGCUAAAGACUCUCCUGAAAGAGGUGGAGAACAGCAAGAAGUCAAUGGAAGACGAGCUUCAGAGGCUGAACCAGAAAGCCCUGGGCUUCCUCUCGGAGAACCGGACGCUGCACAGCAAGCUGCAGAUGGCCGAGGUGGUGCAGAGACAGGCUCACAGCGCGGAGCAGGACUAUGAGGAAGUGAUCCACUUGCUGGAAGCUGAAAUUGCAGAACUGAAGAUGCAGCUGGCGGGGAAGAAAGCAAAACAUGUCUCUGAAAUAGAGGAGGACAUCCUGGAACUGAAAAGACAGUUGUCCCUGGCUGACGGCCAGUUACGAAAAUCAGAAGUCUCACGGAAGCGCCUGGAGAUCUGCAAUAGGAAACUGCUCCUGUUUGUGCAG
This is a messenger RNA of Tauraco erythrolophus (red-crested turaco), 1581 nucleotides long. The record is from RefSeq and is a predicted model, not a curated record. Lineage: Eukaryota; Metazoa; Chordata; Aves; Musophagiformes; Musophagidae.